Messenger RNA from Paramecium pentaurelia, 627 nucleotides. Lineage: Eukaryota; Ciliophora; Oligohymenophorea; Peniculida; Parameciidae. The record is from the annotation of a GenBank genome assembly.
AUGGCUGAUCCAUAAAAAAUAGUUGGCAUUGUAUUUUCUAAAUUAGAAAGUCAACGUUCUCAUCCUACUUAUAUCAUAGAAACUAAAACUGGCAAUCUUAUCUAUAGACAAGCUGCUAAUUUACCUUCUGAAUAAAUUGAGAAAUUUAACCUUAUUUUCAGUAAACAAAUUGCUGAUAAAUUGUAUCCCUCAUAAGAAAAGAGACUAUUCUAUAAGGGAACUGAAUUAGAUGUUCCUGAUGUAGAAUUUGAUGAUGAUGAUGAUUUUGAAGAUUCCAAAUCCACAAAAUAAUAAUGUAAUUGUCAAUCUAAAUAAACUAAAAAAUUGACAGAAUAAACUAUAAAAUCAUAUGAAUAAUCAUAACCAUCUUCUAAAUCAACAAUUAAAUUAUCAUCCAAUACAAUCCUAGUGUAUGAUAAAAUUGAUGGAGAAUUUAAAUAAGCAAAUAGAAUCGAUAGCAGUUUAAUUAAAGAAAUUAAGAAUUGGGAAUAAACAUAGAUUAGUAAAAAAAAACAAGUGAUGCUUUGUAUAUCUGAAAAUUGCUUCGUUAAAUUAGCUGAUUUAAGAUUUAAGAAUCCAUCAUUGGUUCUUGAUUUUGUUUUGAAUAACUGUAUACUUGUUAAAUGA